Dicentrarchus labrax (European seabass) is the source of this 5364-nucleotide messenger RNA. RefSeq names its product protein FAM163B (gene fam163b). The transcript has 3 exons. Lineage: Eukaryota; Metazoa; Chordata; Actinopteri; Moronidae. The record is from RefSeq and is a predicted model, not a curated record. Bases 647 to 1183 code for a protein of 178 amino acids.
GUCACAUCCAGUCAGGUCAGCAUUGGAAAUGAAUGCGCUGCAACACAGACAGGAUGAGACCGGAUCUGUGCAGAACUACAUCCCACAAUUAAUUAUAAGUCGUCCUCGUGCAUUCACCCUGCGAGUGUUUGGAUCAGCUGCUUGUCUGAUUUCUUUUUUUUAAGGUUUUUUUCUUUUUCCAAAGGACCCGGAGAGAAAAUCUCAGAAUUUGGGGAUUUUAUUGAUUUGUACAGCUUUAAAAGCAGACAACUGCGCUUAAAUUAAUGGAGAAUUAAUAGAAGAAACAACGAAGGAAACAGUUUCUCAUGAAGUAAAAGUUUUGUCAGAUUUUCUCGAACAUCUGAAACGUCUCCCGCCGUGGGACGAAGUACAGAUUGUGAAAUUACAGAAGAAAUGUGAAGACAAAUUUGCCCUCCUUCCCUCUUUGACGCACCGAGACAGAUCUCUGCUCCUAAUUCUUGCAGGUCAGAUGUGUGUGUGGAUGUAAAACGCUGCUGUUAGCUGAGAGUUACAGGUUUGGUUACACCUCCUCCUAACUGUCACCGCUGCCCGCAAACCGAGGCGCCCCGAGCUGGAGGUGCCGCGGGGGACGCCAUGGGACGAUCCAAAUACUAAUGUGAUGGGCUGUUGAUGGAGAGGAUUUCGAAUGUCAGCCGGGACAGUGGUCAUCGCAGGAGGAAUUCUGGCUACAGUCAUCUUACUGACCAUCGUCGCUGUACUGUGUUUAUGUAGGUUGCAGUAUUACUGCUGUAAGAGGGAGGAGUCUGAGAAGGGGGAAGAGGAGGAACCAGACCUCGCCACCAUGUCGCCGACCCGCCCCCUGGCUCUGUCCGCUCCCCCUACGCCUCCAACGCCGGAGCACUAUGGCGACGAUCCAGAGAACUACCCCCCCACCUUCCUAACUGAGGCCAACGGGCCUGCCAGCUUCUCCCCCACACCACCCCCGCGCAGGUGCCAGCGCUCACACGCCUUUUGCCCGUCCUGCGCCCGCUGCUCGCUGCCCUUCUACCUGCAGCACCCGGAAAGGCUGUGCAACGGCGGCCGCAGGGUCAGCUACAGGACUGUGCAGCAGCAGGACCUGGAGUUGCCCAUGGACCUGGCCAGCUUCUACCAGAAGCUCAACCUCAUCCGCUCCGUCACCAUGAGGGAGGUGGUCACCCAUAGUGUCAGCACUGACGUGUAGGAGCAGGCAGGGUGGAGUCAGCGGCGCCCUGCUGGCCUGGAGGAAAGGUUGAUUUAUACAAUGUGCACUGACUCAGUACAGUCUGUAAACACACUCAAUGAACAUGUUCUAUAAGUGCUGUGCUGGGGAUGCAGCAUUAUUACUGUGCUGUACUGAUAUGUUGAAACACUGAGGGCUUUUGGGAGAACACCACUCCUGGCAGCCAUGUUGGAGGUCUACCACUCCUGCUGAAUGCAUUUCUGUCUCUGACAGACUUGAACAGACUUUGUCAGUUUUGACCUAACCAUUAUGUCUGUUUUUGUGUGUAGAAAAUUAGUGUGUUUUCUAAUUAGCUAAUUAAUUAAUUAAAAAGUAUAUAAGUAUCAACAAUAAUUGAAUUACAAUUUGAGCUUUUGUUAGUAAAUUUAAUACAGAAUUUUGUUAGUUUGAAAGCACCAUACUAGAGACAAUGAGGCUAAUGCCUCGAUAGCUAUCAGACAGUUUGUUCAGGAUAACCGAGUCCCUUUUAAAGGAGUCUGGUUUAAUUGUCAGCAAAUCCCAUGUGUGGACCAAAACCAACAAUGAAUGUAUUCUCCUAACAAAUACUGUUUGUGAAUCCAAAGCCUGAUCUUAUUCCUCCCGGUGCCAAAGAGCUACAUAGUCUAAAAACAUUUAAAAACACAUCAAUGAGCUACACUGUUGGACUGGGUGACAUGUUCCUUCAUUACCACACGAAGUACAGAAGUACAGAGAGACAGGCUAACACAUUAUUGGUUUCGGUGUUUUCGUGGGAUUUGUUAAUAAGAAAGAAUAUAUAUAGAAUAAAAUAUAUACUUUAAGCUCCAAAUCAAGAGGGUUUUGGAGAAGAAAUAGUCUGUUUUUUCCAUUUGGAGAUCAGACUGCUCAUGAGAGACCCUUUUUCAGCCAUUUUGACAUGAAAGAGUGCAGUAAACACCGGUGUUACCAGUGAUACUAAUCAAGAUUAUGUUCCAUUCAGGUCAGUCAGAGUCAGGGUGCUGCUUAUAUGCAUGUUAACUCACUGGGGAGCUUCUGCUACACGAAAUGGAACUGAACCUGAAACUGAACUAGAAUCAUUGGUAACACCUUUGUUUACUCCAGCAAAUCCCAAUUUUUUGUACCCCAGAACAGACCAGUACUCUGCUCCAGUACUGAACAUACAGUAUAUAUGUGUACUUUUACAGUGUACUUACAAUACCACUUGACUGUGAUUCAUUUAUGCAGUGGAAAAAUAUACAAGUGGAUAUUAUAUAAAAUAUUUUUUGUGUGUGUUUGUGUAGCAACAACUGUACAGUGUCCGACAACAUUUUUCUUACAUUUCACCUUUAUUUCUUUCACAGUGGGAUUCCUUCACUUAACACCUCGUAAGAGCCAAAUAGAAGCUCCCACACACCGAGCUGCACAGGGGUUUUCACUUAUUCUGCCUGAUUACACCGCUUCUUGUGCAGAGACAGAGUUGUGAUCUAAUCAGCCAAACUAACUGAAAACACCUGCUGUUACACAUAGGUGUGGGCGGCUUUUAAGGUUUCAAACUGAUGCCAGACAUAAAUGAAGCCAUUUCAGCUUUUAAUAAUUCCUUGACAUCAAUAGUGAGAGCCUAGCAGGUGUCAUGGGGGAUGAAAACUAAUUUAUGCACACAAAUUAUUAAUUUAAGAGCAUUAAAUUUAAACUGAACGUACAUAAAUGAUUUUGAAGGCACAAAGUAGUAUUUUGUGCGUACACACUAGUUUUUGAUUGAGGCACCUACCAAGCUCCGUACAAUAUUGACUGUUUGACAUCAGAAAUCUCCAAUAUCAAGAAUUUUGCUUCAAUGUUUGAGUUUUCAAGAGUUUAUAAUAUCCUAAAUUAGAUUUUUAACCAGAUCAAAUUUAAUUAUUAGUGUCAAGAAUUGCUUUUGUGAUAAUAAAAAAUACAUUCUUGAUACAUAUUCUUCUUAAAAUUACUCAAAUCACCUGAGAGACAAUUAAAUGAUUUGUGUGAACAGCUAAUUCGACCAAGUUGAAGGUAACAUUUUCUUUUCAUUAGAAAUUCAGUUUCUGAACUUUUGAUUUGAAACGGCAUCAUCCAAAAUUGGAAAUGUAAGUAGUUCCAAUGUUACAUGGAGCUCAUGUUUGUGUUCACUUGUGUACAUUUGUCAGCACGAGGUUGUGUCUUUUUUGUGUGUAUUUGAUUAUUAUUCAGAUGCAGCUGGUGAUACUGUCAGUCUGUCUGUCAGUGUGUCAGUGUGUGAAUUCCAGUUUGUUUGCCGCGGUGCAGAAAACACAUUGUCAUGCAUUUUAAAGGGCUUUUCUGAAGCAUUCAGUGAUCCAGUGACUGUGAUUUCCGGAAGACAUUUAUUCCUGUUAAAGACAUCCUACUGUAGAUAGAUGCUGUGCUGUAGGCCAGGGUUCAAAUAAUAUCCGAAGAGUUUUUCUCCGACAUAAGGUAUUGAGCUUUUAAGAAAAAACGGACAAAAUAACUGAUAGCUCAUUUUGGUAUUUCUUAGCUCUAGUACAGUAGAUGGGUGUUUGGUAUUUUACAAACUUCACUUCACAUCAGUAGAAACAACAGCUUCACUCCAGAAGCUGCAAAUAACUUUUUAAUUUACCCCAAAAUGAACAUUCAGAUGGAAUAAAACUCUUAAUUUGGAGCAAAUUGACUAAACUUGAGGAUAAUGAUAAAAUGUAUGCUGCUAAAAAUGGACAUAAGAUCUGUUCAUUCUGAUAGUGUUUUUUUGGUGUGUGUCAUGUGUGAUUUGGCCUCCUGUGUUUAUCAUGAAAGUGUGUUAAGCCUCCGGUAGCAACACAUCGUGGUUAUCUAGCUCUGAUCACAAGCAUGUCAGAUAGAUAGAAGGGCAGAACUUGCAGAGACCUAUAACACCUUCACUAGGAUGAAGCAACAGUUAGGGUGCCUGUCCUGUUAAGGUUGGAGGUUGAACAGAGAGCUGGAGUGAAGUAAGAAAACUUUCAAAAUUUAAAUUCACCCUGACAUUUGUAAUGAUAGAAAUGACUAAUAUCCAGUCCUGGAACACAACCUCAGUCAACAUAAUGCAGCUGGAACUCUGGGGACUGCUGCUUUACAUGACCUCUGACCUGAACUGAGUCUUCCACAUAGCGCUUCGUCUGAGGCAGACUACUGCCUGAAAGCCUCGGCCGAUAAUAAUAAUAAUAAUAAUAAUAAUAAUAAUAAUAACUGCUGUGUCCCAAAUCCAGACUACACAGGUUUUUGACUCAAAUGUGUUCACACUGGAAAAGUGACAAAAUAAAAUAUAUUAAAAUCAGUCAGUGUGUUAUCGAACAAAACAAAAAAGAAAAAAAGGCUUGAAUUGUUAAUCACCAUGUGGUUAUUGGUUUGUAGUAUGGAUUUCAGACAAGACACACGAUUAUUUACACAUUCAUAUGAGCAGGCCGGAUGACAUUGUGUUCCGACUACACAAUAUCAGCCGGAUAAUAACCCGAUCCAACAGAUGUAGGGUUUUGGGUUUUUUUGCCAUUCACUGACAUCACGUGUUCCAUGACGUUGACUAAUAGGAGCAUAGAGUCUGUAGAGACAGGUAUAUUGAAACUUUGUUUCUACUACAUUUGUGGUGGGAAUUAAUCUUUUUAUGGCUGUGAUUGCUUCUUCAAUCUCCACCAAUCUGUAACUUCAAAUACAGAAAAUUAUGCUGAAAAAAUACAUUUGAGUAAAGUAACAAUUUGAUGUAUACUGCACCUCUGACCCUCUGCUAGAAGAGUGAUGUUUUUAGGUUACUGAGAUUUGUCUUGCAUCUGUAUUUGGGGUUAAAGUUUACAUGUAGUCACAGAGGAAGGGCAUCCUGGGAGUCUCAACUCAGGGCAAAAAAGUCUCUGCCAUAGAUCCAUCGUGUUGAUCAGUAAAGCCUCAGACAUGAAUCCAUUCAGGGUGUUUUGGGGCAUGAAGCUGCAGGUUCUUCACUUAUUUUAAAGUUCCUGAGGAAGAAUGAGUGCAGAACCACUUUUAUUAAUCAGUGAGUGUUUUUUAGAGAAGACUGAAACUGUUGCAUUUGUUUCCUCUCUGCUUCAGUAGUUGAUGUGUUUCUAUUAUUCUGCACGCCAACAGAUGGGAGGUUUGAUGCUGUCACACUGACCAGUAGGGGGCGUCAGCUGCAAACCUGCAUUUGCCGAUGCUGCUCUGUGUGUGAAAGUGACUUAAUUUACAGUGUUAAUAAAAUGAUGCCAAACCGUCCA